Messenger RNA from Lottia gigantea (owl limpet), 912 nucleotides. RefSeq lists its product as hypothetical. NCBI's taxonomy places the organism in Eukaryota, Metazoa, Mollusca, Gastropoda, Lottiidae. The annotation marks the transcript as partial. The transcript has a single exon. The record is from RefSeq and is a predicted model, not a curated record.
GUUUCUACAAUUUACAUUAAAUACAAUGUUUCUACAAUUUACAUUAAAUACAAUGUUUCUACAAUUUACAUUAAAUACAAUGUUUCUACAAUUUACAUUAGAUAUAAUGUUUCUACAAUUUACAUUAGACACAAUGUUUCUACAAUUUACAUUAAAUACAAUGUUUCUACAAUUUACAUUAGAUAUAAUGUUUCUACAAUUUACAUUAGAUACAAUGUUUCUACAAUUUACAUUAGACACAAUGUUUCUACAAUAUACAUUAAAUACAAUGUUUCUACAAUUUACAUUAAGUACAAUGUUUCUACAAUUUACAUUAAAUACAAUGUUUCUACAAUUUACAUUAGAUAUAAUGUUUUUACAAUUUACAUUAGAUACAAUGUUUCUACUAUUUACAUAAGAUACAAUGUUUCUACAAUUUACAUUAGAUACAAUGUUUCUACAAUUUACAUUAAAUACAAUGUUUCUACAAUUUACAUUAGAUACAAUGUUUCUACUAUUUACUUUAAAUACAAUGUUUCUACUAUUUACAUUAGAUAUAAUGUUUCUACAAUUUACAUUAGAUACAAUGUUUCUACAAUUUACAUUAGAUACAAUGUUUCUACAAUUUACAUUAGAUACAAUGUUUCUACUAUUUACUUUAAAUACAAUGUUUCUACAAUUUACAUUAGAUAUAAUGUUUCUACAAUUUACAUUAGAUACAAUGUUUCUACAAUUUACAUUAGACACAAUGUUUCUACAAUAUACAUUAAAUACAAAGUUUCUACAAUUUACAUUAAGUACAAUGUUUCUACAAUUUACAUUAAAUACAAUGUUUCUACAAUUUACAUUAGACACAAUGUUUCUACAAUUUACAUUAGACACAAUGUUUCUACUAUUUACAUUAGAUAUAAUGUUUCUACAAUUUACAUUUAG